This is a messenger RNA of Exophiala spinifera, 1461 nucleotides long. RefSeq lists its product as uncharacterized. Gene Ontology annotation, biological process: negative regulation of transcription by RNA polymerase II. Gene Ontology annotation, cellular component: nucleus. NCBI's taxonomy places the organism in Eukaryota, Fungi, Ascomycota, Eurotiomycetes, Chaetothyriales, Herpotrichiellaceae. The transcript has 2 exons. The coding region runs from base 1 to 1461 and encodes 486 amino acids. The record is from RefSeq and is a predicted model, not a curated record. Gene Ontology annotation, molecular function: RNA polymerase II transcription regulatory region sequence-specific DNA binding; DNA-binding transcription factor activity, RNA polymerase II-specific.
AUGCAGUUUCCCUUGCACCCGAACCAAGGAUUGUGGACAUCCCCAAGUAGCGCACAAUUGUCACCUCCAAGAGGAGGAGUGCCCGAAGUGUCCAUUCCUGACAGAAAAAGAUUGCCUGUGCGGAAAGAAGACAUUGAAGAAUCAGCCUUGCUGGAGAACCGAUGUCCUUUGUGGUCUGGCGAGUGUGAGGAUUCUCAACAACACUGCCAGCAGGAGUGCGGUAAGGCGAAGAAGACGUGUGGCCACCCUUGCGAACAACGCUGUCACGCUCCCUCGGCGUGUAAGGAGGACAAACCAUGCCCGUUCAAGGUCAUGAUUACCUGCGACUGCCAACGCAAGAAAGAAGAAGUCCGAUGCAAUGCACGAUCAACCAACCCUGAGCCUUCUGGGCGGCAGACGUCCCUCAAGUGUGACGAUGAAUGUGCUCGAUUGGAAAGAAACCGCAAACUUGCCCUGGCACUACAUAUUUCGGACGACCACACUGACGACCAUGUUCCCUACUCGACAGCCACUUUACAAAUGUACCUCGAGGAUGUUGCGUGGGCACAUGCACAGGAGGAGGCCCUUCGACUUUUUGCGGCCGAUGAGACGCAGAAAAGAUAUCGUUGCCAGCCGAUGAAGAGUCGGCAACGAAGUUUCAUGCACAGCCUCGCCGAAGAUUUUGGGUUUGAUGGAGAAAGUCUUGAUCCGGAGCCACACCGUCACGUUGUCUUGUUCAAAACGCCGAAGUUUGUCGCCGCGCCGAUGAAGACUUUGGCACAGGUCGCACGAAUCAAGCGAGCUCAGCUGAACGUGGCUGCACCUGUUCACAGCGCUCCCGAACGCAAGGCUGAUGAGGUCAAGCAUGAGUACAACGGGUUGAUGUUGACCAAGCCAAAGUUUGCAUUGACAGAAGAUGAAUUGCGGCCGGUGGUCAAGAAGGCAGCACCUACCAUUGACCUUGAUAUUGUCUUUCUGCCUAACGAUGAAGGAGUGGCUCUGCUCCCAUCCAUGUCUUGGGAGACGCCUGAACAGCUCACCACGCUGCUGACAAGCUUACAGCCUACUAUUGCGGCUGAAGUGUCUAGACACAAUUUGGCCGGGUCGGUAGUACUUUGCCAGUUCGACACGACUGGUCUUGAAGUCAAGAUUGUUCAGCAGCAAGGAAAAGCCAGUGACACUUUUACGAAUGGGUGGUCUAAAGUUGCGGCAAGACGGGCUGCACCAGCAUCAGUCCCCCAGGUCAGGCCAGUUGGACAAAGACCUGUCUUUACGGUGCUUGGGAGUCGGCUGGCAGAAGCGAAGAAGAAGAAAGAAGAGAAUGAGGCGAAGUUGAGGAAGAAAGUAGAAGCACAGGUUGUGGAUGAUUGGGAAAAGGAAGUUGAGGAAGAAGAAAGUAAUGUGGUUGAGAACAGCGCAGACGGCAAAAGGGCGGAGGGUGAUAUUGAGACGACUAAUGAGCCGAGUACGAGUCUGGAGUGA